AUGUUAUCAGAUCUCUCCACUUAUUUACUAAAAACGAUCGUCUCCAAGUUGGAGGACAACGCCGACUUAAUCUUGUUGUCGCUGACCUGUCGUCGUCUGUUCAAUGAGAGACAACAUUAUCUCAUCUUCUCGAAAAAGGACAUUCGAUUGGAUUACACUGUGCUUGCCUUGCAGUCAUCCCAAUGCAAUAGAUUCGUAUUAAAGUCAUACAAGGAGCUGCUCAUUCAAUCACUGGCGCACUUUGGAGGAACUUGUUAUGUGGCUCAUCGCAUCAUCCCUGGACCCAUCCCACCACACACCAAGCAUCUCUGGAUUGCCAAUCCUCAGUUCCAAUUGGAUCACUCCAACAUCCCCGGGGAUGGUGUCGAGUGUCUCACAUUCGGAUCGGUUAAUGAUAAGACCAUCGAGUCUGACAGUGAUGUCUCUUUCACCUAUAAUAUCACUGAUGGAACCAUUCCAUCAUCGGUCACAGAGCUACACUUUGAUGAUGGAAUCGAAGAACUCAACACUGGUGUGAUCCCUUCAUCAGUAACAAAGCUCUCAAUCACUGGACAGUACUCAAUUGGUGUGAACAUCAGUUCUGGCGCCAUCCCAAACUCUGUCACUGAUCUCCAUCUAAAACAUUGCGGUGAUCUUAAGUUGGACAAAUGUUUCCUUCCAAGUUCAGUUGUGAAUCUCUGCAUCGACCCUGGACGGGAUGUUGAAUGCAGACUCUUUCCUGGAUACAUUCCAUCGUCGGUGCGAUCACUCACCUUUGGCAAAGGAUUCAACGAGAAGAUUACUCCCAAAGACUUGCCUCAAAGCCUCACCUAUCUUCAUCUUGGAGAGAGCUUCAAAAAGCCGCUCUGUGUUGGCUCAAUACCCUCAUCGGUCCACACUCUCCACUUAGAGAGUUACGAUCAUCCUUUUGACAAGAUGGACUUCUGCCCUCAUCCUUGA
Molecule: messenger RNA, 939 nt
Organism: Acytostelium subglobosum LB1
Lineage: Eukaryota; Evosea; Eumycetozoa; Acytosteliales; Acytosteliaceae
Exons: 1
Coding region: 1-939 (312 amino acids)
Source: RefSeq, a predicted model, not a curated record